UUCCUCUUUCUCUCUCUCUCUUAUACACUGAAUAUCCGAAUGAAUUUCAUGUGAGACUGUGUGUGAAUGUGUGAGACUUUAUAAUAUGCUAUAUGUUUGAUAUGGUGUCCGAAUAGAUAAUCGAAUCCAGGAUUCGCCCAAAACCUAGAAAAUCACUUUUACUCUUACAUAGUGAUAUUCAUUUUGUUACUUACUUGAAAUAGUGUUUAAAACAACCAACCCUCUGUUUUUGUAUAUGUGUUUUUCUUUCUAUUCUUAUUAAUAUUAUGUGUUUACUAUUCAAUAGUAGUAAUAUUUUAAUUCUUUCCUUUUUUUCCAAUUAUUUCUCUUCUUUUCACCAUAAUAAUAAUAACUAUUAUCAUCUUUAAAUCUUCAUACAUCUUACUCUUUAAACCUUUCACCCUCAUCUUUUAAUCUUGUGUAUAUUUUAUAUACUGUGUGUGUGUGUGUGUGUUUUAUUGGUUCUCUCUCUCUCUCUCUUUUACGGUUAACCUUUUUAUUUAUUCUCUCUCCCUUUGAUUUUUUUUUCUUUUCUCUCUCAUCUAUUUUCUCCUCUUAAUCAAUCACUCUGGUGUUAGCCAUCAUUUGGAUUAUCUCUUCUCCUUUUUUGGAACUGAUCAACUAACCCAAGCUGGCUUCAGAUACCCAGCAGCGGCGACAAAGUAUCUUGGCCAAUGUUAUGGGUUGCUUUGGAGGUAAUCAGGCUAAAAAUGACGCUGAUGAAGAUAAAAGACGAAAAGAGGCCAAUAAGAGAAUAGAGAAACAAAUUCAGAAGGAUAAACAAAUUUACCGGGCCACCCAUAGAUUGUUAUUAUUAGGUGCCGGUGAAUCGGGUAAAAGCACAAUUGUAAAACAGAUGAGAAUAUUGCAUGUCAAUGGAUUCAGCGAAGAGGAAAAACGACAAAAAAUUGAGGAUAUCAAGAAAAAUAUUCGCGAUGCAAUUUUAACAAUCACCGGUGCAAUGAGUACAUUAGUACCAAGUGUUCAACUUGAAGAUUCUAAACAUCAGUGGAGAGUCGAUUAUAUUCAAGAUUUCGCAAGUCAACCUGAUUUCGAUUAUCCUCCUGAAUUUUAUGAACACACUGAGAUACUUUGGAAAGACAGAGGAGUACAACAAGCAUUCGAACGCUCCAACGAGUACCAACUUAUCGAUUGUGCAAAAUAUUUUUUAGACCGUGUUCACAUAAUAAAAAGUUCAGAUUACACACCAAAUGAACAAGACAUUUUAAGAUGUCGUGUUUUGACAUCAGGAAUAUUUGAGACCAAAUUUCAAGUGGAAAAAGUUAAUUUUCAUAUGUUUGACGUCGGUGGUCAAAGAGAUGAGAGGCGUAAAUGGAUUCAAUGCUUCAAUGAUGUCACUGCCAUUAUUUUCGUGACAGCCUGUAGUAGUUAUAAUAUGGUGCUUAGAGAAGACCCAAAUCAAAAUAGGUUGAGAGAAUCUCUGGAUUUGUUUAAAAGCAUUUGGAAUAAUAGAUGGUUAAGGACUAUAUCUGUCAUCCUAUUUUUGAAUAAACAAGAUCUACUAGCAGAGAAAGUUAAAUUAGGAAAAUCAAAGAUUGAAGAUUAUUUCCCUGAAUUUACCCGAUAUCAGGUUCCGCCUGAUGUCAUAGCUGUAAUUGAGCCAGGAGAGGAUCCGGAAGUUGCUAGAGCCAAGUAUUUUAUAAGAGAUGAGUUUCUGCGUAUAAGCACCGCAAGUGGUGAUGGUAAACAUUAUUGCUAUCCUCAUUUCACAUGUGCGGUUGAUACUGAAAAUAUCCGCCGUGUAUUUAACGAUUGUCGUGACAUUAUUCAAAGAAUGCAUCUUCGACAAUAUGAGCUAUUGUGAUGUAUCGCCAUCAUGUUAUAAACCUAAAAAAACAUAAAACGAAAGACUAAAGACUAAAGAGUAUUGUACAUAAAUAUUUCCUCUGUCUAUCCUUCUAUCUAUCUCUCUUUUUCUCCCUGUCUCUGUCUCUCUCUCUGUCUCUCUCUCAUUCUCACCCUGUUUCUCAUGCUCUCUAUCUUUUCGUUCUUUCUAUCAUUUCUCCUAUCCAUCUAUCUCCUUUUUCUCCUUUUAUCUUUAUCCUCACUCUCUCACCUCUUUUCUCUUUCUUCAUCUUCUCUAUCUCAAAAAGCCUACGUCAUUUUAUCGAGAAAGUCACUGUUGCCCAUAGACGUAGGAGACAAUUUGUUAUAAAAGCGCUCUGCAUGAGACAAACAGGGCUAUUCAGCAACAAAAAAACAAAAGCACAAUCUCUCUCUCUCUCUCUCAUCUUUAUCACCACUCCAAAAUUAACAAAAAUACAAGAAAAAAUUACUAAAUAUCAAAUUUCCCAACUUAAAAAUCCAGUCAUAGACUUCGUAAUUUUAAUUCUGAGGUGAAAAAAACUAACUUUUACAAAAUCUUUGUUUUUAUUAGCAUGGUAUGUACAGAAUUCUUGUCCCAUCCUCUCCAUUUCUCUUUCUCUUUCUCUUUCUCUUCUCUUCUUUCAUCUAUUUCCACAUCAUACCUUUCAUGCAAACAUCUCCUCUCAGCUCAUACAAACAACAAUAAUCACAUAAAAUUGAACUUGGUCAAUUUUCACGCAAUCGAUUCGACCUACGCCCGACUUUCUCUCUACUCAACGAAUAAAGAAACGAGACAAAAAGAAAAUCAAUCAACACUUAGACACCAGUCGAAUGUUUUUUUCAAAGAGGAACACAACAAUGUGCAACUAAUCCACAACUGAUCCACUACCAUCAUCACCAUCGUCAUCUUCAAGUCUUCUAGAAGUCUCUCAAAUCUCCAUCCUCACACAUAUUAGAAAACGAUUCUCAGAAUUCAGAUUUAAUGAUGUUACAGUUUUUCGUCCCAUCAUCAAGGAUGCAUUUCAUUAUAUACACUAGGAUCAUUUUCUUGUAAAAUUUGUCGCCGAAACAUUUAAUUUACAGAUCUCUCUCCUUCUCGCUCUCUCACUCCUACACAUGAGCCCCUGCGUCUCCACCAUCAUCACUGUUUAUGGAUUUUCAAACAAUCUUGACAAUUCAUGUGUUGAAAGAAGCUGCUCUAAUCUCUAUGUCAACAAUAAAAUCAUCAUCUAUGAUUGGAUAUUAAUCAUUUUAAUUGAUUAAUCCUAUUUAGUUGAACUUUUGGGACACAAACCAACUCAUCAAAUAACAAAGUUCAUUGGAUUCGUGUUGGUGUUUGAAACUUGUGAAUGGCGAGAUUCUAAUGGUCUUGUAUCAGGAACAUCACAUCAUCGAAACGAUUAUUAAAGAAACGUCAACAAUUCAAGGAACAAAGCCCAAGGCAUCAAUGAUGAUAAUUACCAAACUUUUACACAUUUAUAAUCAAUUAAGUGGAAAAAGUGAAAAAGUCCAAAAGUUUUUUAUGCGAAAAAUUCAAAUUGGAGGCGAUGAAUUGAUUGAAAUUAUCCUGCAAUCAAAUUAUGGUUGUUAACGAGAUUGAUGCGAAACAAGUAUUAUUAAUAUUUUGCAAAUAUAAAAGACAUUGGAAAAUGGUGAUCAUCAUAUUCAUUAACAACAUCAUCCAUCAUCUGUAAUAUUAUUUAAUCAACACAAUAAUGCUUCCUAUCAAUACUAAUCAUGUUGUGAUAAUUUGAAAUCAUCAAUUACACCAACAAACAAAACAUCAAACAUAUAAACUUGAACCACAACAACUCUUAGGAUUCAUCACCAUGUUCAUUAUCAGUACCAUCACCACCACAGUGUAUUAAUUAAGUCGUUAAUUAUUACCUGACCUUUUUCAUUAAUUCCGUUUUAUCUCCACUGUGUUAACAAAACAGGAUUUAAAUGAAUCAAGCCUUCAUCUCGAUUAAUUAAGUGAGUGAGAGAGAAACAAAAAAAAGAGAGAGAGAGAGAUAGGGAGAGAUUUAUAUUAAAUACAAAAAGUGAAUAAGAAAGAAAAUAUUAACAAACUAUGUAAACAAAAUCAAUAGUCAAAUAUUGAUUAAUUUAAUCAUAACUACUGCAACAACUAAUUAUAAAUAAUUACAGAGAAACUGUAAAGGCACCAACAACAAUGUUAACAACAUCCAAACACUUACCCAGCUAAUUGGCCGAUCCAAGCAACAAUACAAUCAAAUGUUAUACCAAAAAAAAGGCCCAACCAGACAACGUAAUCAAGUUAAAACCAAAAAUGGAGGAUUAAUUAAAGUUAAUCAUCACUAAUUAUCGGCAGCAAAUGAACAUUUUACCAACGUCAACAACCAAACACACAAACACACAAGUACAAUUAUUUUGUGAGCUUCUCAAUCCCUUGAACCAAUCUUCUUAUAUCACCUUCUUUUAAAGAGCGACAUUUUUUUUUCGUUUUUGUUUCUUUUCUCUUCUUCUUUUUAUUCUGAUCAACAACAUGUGAAAAGAAAAACAAAUUGUUGUCAAUCAUCAUCAUCUUCCAUCAAUGGAUGAUGCAUUCGAACCCAAAUCUUCUUCUCUUCUUAUUCAGCUUCCCUUUUUGUUAUCCAAUUCGAAAAUCGUGUUUUUCUUCAUCUUCUAUCCUUCUAUCGAAGCUCUGAACGGUCAACAACAACCAAUGGAAUAUGUUAAUUCUUUGUUCAUUAGAGCUUGUGUCAAACUCACAAUUUAUACUUUUAACCCGUAAAUUAAUUAAAAAACUAAUUGUGAUUGUUU
Panonychus citri (citrus red mite) is the source of this 4611-nucleotide messenger RNA. RefSeq names its product guanine nucleotide-binding protein G(s) subunit alpha (gene Galphas). Gene Ontology annotation, molecular function: GTP binding; G-protein beta/gamma-subunit complex binding; G protein-coupled receptor binding. Bases 680 to 1825 code for a protein of 381 amino acids. Gene Ontology annotation, biological process: adenylate cyclase-activating dopamine receptor signaling pathway; sensory perception of chemical stimulus. The transcript has 10 exons. Gene Ontology annotation, cellular component: heterotrimeric G-protein complex. The record is from RefSeq and is a predicted model, not a curated record. Lineage: Eukaryota; Metazoa; Arthropoda; Arachnida; Trombidiformes; Tetranychidae.